Molecule: messenger RNA, 1295 nt
Organism: Aureobasidium subglaciale EXF-2481
Lineage: Eukaryota; Fungi; Ascomycota; Dothideomycetes; Dothideales; Saccotheciaceae
Exons: 1
Coding region: 153-1013 (286 amino acids)
Cellular component (GO): nucleolus
Molecular function (GO): rRNA (adenine) methyltransferase activity
Source: RefSeq, a predicted model, not a curated record
GAAGGACAAGAAUAUUCAAUCAUAAUAAUUUGCUCAAACUCCUCUGUAGCCUGCGACUUUUCGUCUUACCGAGUUGGAGAAAAUCAGAGAGCCACACAACCUAGCUCCACCUAAACUCUGAAGACUAUCAAAUUUCCAACAACUCCACAAAAAUGGUCAACACCAAGAAGAAACAAAAGCCAGUGAGCCUUUCUCAUGGUCGGCCACCAGCAGCCAACAAGCCAAAGGCAUCAUUAUCUUCCAAGGCCACCCGAAAUUUGAUACAAAGUCAUCAUCGUCUGCACAAAGUACUUGCCGAUGCCACGCGUCAAGGAGACGAACAGACGGCGUCAGCCAUUCGACAACAGAUUGAAGAGAAAGGUGGUCUGAAGAGCUACCAGCAAGCGAGCAUUCAAGGUCAAUCUGGCGAUCGUGGCGGAGACACCUCGAGAAUUCUUUUGGACUGGUUGCCGAAGGACCUGCCGAAAGGACACACGAUCCGCAUGCUCGAAGUCGGCGCUCUCUCUGUCAACAACGCAUGUUCGAAAUCUGACGUGUUUGAUGUGACGCGCAUAGACCUGAACUCACAGGCCGCUGGAAUCGAACAGCAAGACUUUAUGGAAAGACCUGUUCCAGAGAUAAACGCUGACAAAUUCGACAUCAUCUCUCUGUCAUUAGUAUUGAACUAUGUUCCGGAGGCACUUGGCAGGGGAGAGAUGCUGCGAAGGACAUGUCAAUUUCUGCGAGCUUUGCCCGUGUUAGGUUUCGGGGAAUCUGCAACCGAGUACUUCCCGUCCCUCUUCUUGGUCCUUCCAGCGCCCUGUGUGAUGAACUCGCGUUACCUGGAUGAGACUCUAUUGAACCAGAUCAUGGUCACCCUCGGCUAUACUAUGGUCAAGAAGAAGCUAUCGACCAAACUCGUUUACUAUCUGUGGCGUUACCAGGGCAAGGGUUCAGAAAAGCGGCACAAGUUUCGAAAAGAUGAGGUCCAUCCUGGAAAGACCAGAAACAACUUCUGCAUCAUUCUGGAGUGAGCACACUCCAAACUUUGUCGAUGGUCAGUCAGGUACUCCGUCCUGCCCCUGAGCAAUAUCUGGCAAAGCGAGGCUACGAAGACAUAACCGUAUGUGCAUGCGAUGCGAGACGUUAUCGUGCGAUAAGGUUGGGCUGCAACAUUCAGAUCGGACGACAGAUGCAUCACACUUCUCAAAUGCAUGCUGAUCAACAAGAGUUGAUUAAAGCGAGAAGGAUGCACGAACAAGCCGUUUGUCUCGUGUACGUUGAUUUUGAGCGGAUUAUUGGUAGGGCCAAGGUCG